AUGUCAGACACAAGAGCAGAAGCAGCGCAGGAGAUGGUAGAAGCAGGUCUGCAGACGGGAAUGGAGGAUACUCUUGGCGCCUCUCUUUCCGGCUCAUUCGCCCCUCCUCCUUCCGCGCAUCCCCAUCACCCCGCUACAGAGGUUGGGACCACCCAGGCCUCCGGCGCAUCUGCUCCUGAGCCCGAAGCCGAGUCUACGCCCGUACCAGGAAUGGACGACUGGAAGCCUACAUACGACGCCUACGUGAAGGACUGGCAGCACGAGGCCGACAUCGCGCGGGAGAAGGCACUAAAGAACCGCAAGUUCUACGAGGACGAGGCAGAGGCGAAAGAGAAGGCCAAGAAGGACGAGGAGGCGUUGAAGAAGCGGAGGGAGAGGGAGGAGAAGCGAGCGGAGGAAGGGAGGGAGAGGCUCAGGCGGGAAUUGGCGGGUGAGGUGAAGCCCGCGGGGGGUGGAGUGGGGAGGAGUAAGGAGAAGACUAAGGGAGAGAAGGUCAAGGAGGCUUGGGAGAUGGUUAAGGCUUCGGAAGGGAAGGAGGCAGGCGAGGGGAAGGAGGUGGUCGCGGAUGGAAGGGGGGUAAUGCCGCAGGAUGUCCGGGCGGGACAGGCUGUCAACGACGGCGAAGCCAGGUCGAAGAUCCAGCAGACAAUGUACGACCCCACAACCUCCACCGAGCCCAUGCCACCAUCCAUGAAGUCCUCCCCGCCCUCUGGACCUUCUUCCAACCCUACCGAAUCGCAAGCGGCCUCCCGGCACUCGGCGACUUCGCAGGCAUGGGAAGAAGUUUCUCGCCCUGGUACGUCCUCCGAGGAUCUCUCGCCGAGCGGAAGCGGAUCCACCUCGUCCGCAUUCGACAGCGCCACGCAGUUUUCAAACGCCAACUUGCCAGAAGUCUCUGGAAACUCUGGAAACUCUGGCACAUACGGAGAGCCCGGUCAGACGGACAAGGUGCCCCACCCUCUCGACGCAGCCAAGAACAGAGCGUCUUCCCGUUCGUCCCUCGUCCCCACCUCUGGCGGCACUGCGUCCGGUCCCAACGGCAGCGGCAACGGGAACGGGAACGGGAACGCCCCACCCACCCAACCCCCAUCCCUGACUCUAUCCCUUUUCACCGCCCCCUCCAACCUGUCCCUCACCCGCGUGAUCGCCGUACUUGGCAUCAACCUCGUACUGCCCUUCAUCAACGGUGUGAUGUUGGGCUUUGGAGAGAUCUUUGCAAGGGAGGCGGUCAAGGUUGGGGGAAUGAUCUUUAGGGGGGAGAGGAGGUUUAUGGGCUGGGGCCGCGGAGCGGACGAUGGGCAGGGGAGACGGAGGGGCGUCGAGGGGGUGGGAUUGAGUGGGAGUGGGGGGUUCCCGUAG
This is a messenger RNA of Dioszegia hungarica, 1359 nucleotides long. RefSeq lists its product as uncharacterized. The coding region runs from base 1 to 1359 and encodes 452 amino acids. NCBI's taxonomy places the organism in Eukaryota, Fungi, Basidiomycota, Tremellomycetes, Tremellales, Bulleribasidiaceae. Gene Ontology annotation, biological process: mitochondrial outer membrane translocase complex assembly; protein insertion into mitochondrial outer membrane. The transcript is spliced from 3 exons. Gene Ontology annotation, cellular component: mitochondrial outer membrane. The record is from RefSeq and is a predicted model, not a curated record.